Molecule: messenger RNA, 6466 nt
Organism: Hemicordylus capensis (graceful crag lizard)
Lineage: Eukaryota; Metazoa; Chordata; Lepidosauria; Squamata; Cordylidae
Gene: FGF9
Product: fibroblast growth factor 9
Exons: 3
Coding region: 1061-1687 (208 amino acids)
Biological process (GO): positive regulation of gene expression; regulation of cell migration; positive regulation of epithelial cell proliferation
Cellular component (GO): cytoplasm
Molecular function (GO): growth factor activity; fibroblast growth factor receptor binding
Source: RefSeq, a predicted model, not a curated record
CUAGGACCUGGGGGAAUCCUCGCCGUCAGCAAGGACUACCUUAAACCCAGCCCAAUGCCGCUUCCUGCGCCACUUUUCCCUGCGUGCUUGGAUGGAAGAGCCACAGUCGAGAGCCGCAGCUCGGGGCUGGAGUGCAACGUUGCAGCACGGCGAGCUCUGCGGAAGCAACACCUGUUCUGAGGCCAGCCAGCGAUUAGACGCCACCAGCACUGGGACGCUGCAGCCUCUCGCGUUGCUCGGGGUGGAUCGUCAGCCGGGCUGAACCGAGGGGCAUCUGCUGAGUCUGCUGAGAAUUCCGGAUGAUAGAUCUGGACGCCAAAAGUUUUCUCUUUUAUUAUUUUUAAAAGCUCUCCCUUUUCGGGCAGGGGGGGAUUCGCUUCAGCCAGCAGAUGUGAGAUCCACUCCCCCCUCCUCUCCUUGCAGGGUUCAUGCUGAUGUAUGCAGUCUGUUGUAGAGUAAAAACAGCGCAUGUCUUUCUGGAGUCAGAAUCCAUAAAAAUCCUGGCGUCGCCCGUGCAUCUUCAAUGCAUGUAACAAUCUCUUAUGGAUGCACCUCCCUCCAGAACGCCUAGGCGUUGAAGUUGCUAUGCUCAUUCUGCUCCUCAGCCCAAUGGAGAAACUACGGAUUUUUAUCCUCCUUACGCUCGGAUGGGCAGAAGACCUUACUGCUUGCUAAGAGCUGAGGAAUAUAGAUGAUCUCGCCCUAUACCUCUAGACCUGUGUGCUGUGUUUAUAAAUAUGUCAGAGCGCGAGUCGAACGUGGUGGUUUCCUAAGACUAACAGCGGUUUGACCUUGAACCUGAACCAGUCACAACAGCAAUUACUUUUUUUUUUUUGUAUUGAUGGAUUAAAGAACAUUUUUUCCCUCCCCUCAAUGUAACUGCAAGUGGGAGGGGAGAGUGGAGUAGGAACACUUUUUUUUUUUUUAAGGGGAAAAAAGAUCUUGGGUCUGGGCACCAGAGUUACGGUUUUGCUGCAAAAAAGGGGGGGAAGAAAGAGAGGAAAAAAAGAGCCAGCCUUCCCUCCCCCUUUCCCCUUCCUUCCUGCCCCUCUUUCUCCUGAUGGCUCCCUUAGGUGAAGUUGGGAACUAUUUCGGUGUGCAAGAUGCGGUACCCUUUGGGAACGUGCCGGUGUUGCCAGCAGAUAGCCCGGUGUUGUUAAGCGACCACCUGGGGCAGUCUGAAGCCGGAGGACUCCCCAGGGGCCCCGCCGUGACGGACCUGGAUCAUUUAAAAGGGAUCCUGAGGCGGAGGCAGCUCUACUGCAGGACUGGAUUUCAUUUAGAAAUUUUUCCCAAUGGUACGAUCCAAGGCACCAGGCAAGACCACAACAGAUUUGGUAUCCUGGAGUUUAUCAGUAUAGCAGUGGGCCUGGUCAGCAUUCGAGGGGUAGACAGUGGACUUUAUCUUGGAAUGAAUGAGAAAGGGGAAUUAUAUGGCUCGGAAAAGUUAACCCAGGAGUGUGUGUUCAGAGAACAAUUUGAAGAGAACUGGUAUAACACAUAUUCAUCGAACCUAUAUAAGCAUGUGGACACUGGAAGACGUUAUUAUGUUGCAUUAAAUAAAGACGGGACUCCAAGAGAAGGGACUAGGACUAAACGGCAUCAAAAGUUCACCCAUUUUUUACCUAGACCUGUGGACCCCGAAAAGGUCCCCGAACUAUAUAAGGAUAUUUUAAGCCAAAGUUGACAAAGACGUUUCCUUCACUUGAGCCCUUAAAAAAAAUUAACCACUAUAAAGGUUUCAUGCGGUGGGUUCUUAAUUGAUUAGCUGUGUCAUCACAUCAGCUCCACUGUUGCCAAACUUUGUCGCAUGCAUAAUGUAUGAUGGAAGCUUGGAUGGAACAUGCUGAUUUUGUUCUGCACUUAAAGGGUCUGUCUUCCUGGAGGAGAGUCUAUGCCCAUUCGCUUGAUUUAUUAUGAGAGAAAAGAAGGAAGAAUGAGGAUGUGUGAGAAUGAAAGAGAAAGAGGAUGAAAGAGAGAAGCUGAAGCAAGAAGGAUGGGGGGGAAGGCCUGAUGCAUGCUGGGAAGUAGACACGCUUUUAACUUUUUUGAUCCGUUGUACUUCAUCCUAUAUCAGCAUAGCUGCCAUACUUUGACUCAUCAGGAAUUUUGGCUGGUGGCCUGCUCAAGUGUACGCUGCAUUUAAAAAAAAAAAAAGGCAUGGAGGAUACGGUCUUACUUAAACAACACAAGAUACUUAUUUUCUGUUUGACUGCUCAGGUGAGAGUCACCCCUCACUGAGUUUAAAGCAAAGACCUCUUAGUAAAAUUUAAAAAGAGAAAAAAAAAUAAAAAAAUAAAUAAAAAGUUAAAUUUAUUUAUAGAAAUUCCAAAGGCAACAUUUUAUUUAUUUUAUAUAUUUAUUUAUUAUAUAGAGUUUAUUUUUAAUGAAAUAUGUACAGGCCAGAUAGGCAGUUUGGAAGCUUUAGCCUCUGUAAAACAUUUUAGUGGCAAAGGCCACUCUGAACCUGUGAUAAAAUUCAUGCAAGUCAACCAUAAAGGUGCAUGGAGGCAAAGAGAAAUCUAGUGACCCUAAAUGUACGAAAGGCGACAAUCUCUUUUGUGCCCAUAUUAUUGUCAAAGUAUGCACACCACUCAUGACACUGAGUGCUCACUCUUCUGACUGCUUGUUUCAUAGCUUAAAUUCCCCCCUCUUCCUCCCUCUCAAAGGAUUAAAUAUAAAACUGGGUCUUCAAAACUUUAAUUCUGUGUCUGUAAUAUUUCCUCUUUGAUAAGCGACUUAUUCCAUCUUUGUAAGCUUCACAGUUGUGGAAGAAGAAGACAAAAAAGAAAAUAGGAUUGGUAUAUAUUCUACUUGUUAAAACCUACUGCAGAUUAUACCAAAGCUAAAUGAUAAAUAUGCUCUUUUUAUUUAAGCAGAAUGCCAGAAACAUCCUAAUAUUGACAUUUUGUACUAAUUAAGGUUCUCACAACUAGUACAAGAAGCCAGGGACAAGGUUCACUCUUGUAAACUUGUUUAAUUGUGCACUUGACUAUCUACUCUGAAAUUAUACAAGUUCCAUAGGGGUUAUUAUUGUAACAUCUUUUAUGGAAAAAACUGCUUUCAGUGUGAACUGUCAUAAUACAUAUUAGCACCCUUCUUAAAGUAAGACUCUUGCAAAAUGAAACUAAUAAAUCUCUAUUGAGAAUUGCAAUGAGGGGGAAAGUACUAUACUUGUUUUAUUUCCUAAAGUAUUUCAUGCAGGCUCUACUGCAUAAUGUAUUGUCAUUAGGAUUAUGUAACGUUAUAAGUGCAAACACGCCUUUUGUUAGUGGUUAUAAUUUUGGAACUUGCCCUAAGAAAAGAGACUGGUUGUUGAAAACCUUGAGAAAAACACAAAGCAGGCAGUAGUGCUGAUAAUGACUGCAGUCCAACACACUGUAAUGCUGUUCCAAGAAAAAUAUACACAAGUGUGCAGAAGAAAUGCACAAAGUUGUGGACUAAUGCAGUCAGCUCAUCGUGGCUUUGAUCAUUGCCUGGAUUCUGUUUAGUCUGGAAUGUUGUGUACCUUCCUUCAUGUGAGCAACUUGUGCUUCUUUGGGUUGCAGUCAGUGGUUAAAAUAGCUGGAGGGAUGGCUCAUGCAGUUUGCCUAAGGCUACUUGCUGUAGAUUAAGUGGGUUGACAAUUAUGGUCUCAUGAUCUAAUUCUACUUCCAUUGGAAUUACUGACAGUUCUGAUAUUGUGACCAGUCCAUCUUGAGUGUAUCAUGGACAUUUUAGCAAGCAAGUGGUUUCAAGACUGAAGUUUCAAUCUAUAUAGAAUAAAAUUGGAGCCCAGUGCAGAAAGAGAUUAAGUACCCUUUGUGAACCUAUUGGAUAUAGUGAUCGAUAAGUUCAAAAUGAAUUCAGUGUUCUUUUGCUUGGUUGCACACUUGUCCACUGGAAAGAAGUAUGUUAUAAAAUAGACUGUUGUAUUGGGUGAGUUCACAUGUUCAGUUUUAGGAUGGAAUGUCACACUAUGUUCCACAUGAGGCCACAGACAAAAAUGGUGUCCCUGUGCCGUUCUUGUCCAUUUCCACCAUUACAAUGGGCCAUGCUUACCCUUAUUGUGCUGUCUUGAAGUUGUGCAUUUCCCCAUUCAUGCUAGUGGCAGCCAAUGUUGUUGAGAAGGGACAGGAAAAUGUGAUGAUGAAUUAGGUAUGCUUAAACAAUGCAGGGGAGCGGGAAGACUGUUUUUAGUGGCAGCCCUGUACCGUAUGUAUUGUGUAGUCCCCCCGCCCCACCGCUACUUACUGCUAGCCAAUCCAUAAUACCCAAUGUUGGGUAACUUUCAGAUUUCAUAAUAUGUAGACAUCUAUGCUAAACUGAUGAGAUCAGUUCCACCCAUUCGUAACUAAUAACUGAAAUAGUUAUGUGAGCACCAUAAUGUAUCAACUCCCCCUGAGUGGGAUCAGGACAGGGGGAAAUUGUGUUAAAGUGAAAAGCUAGUGCUAAUCUUUUCUCAGCUCAUACCUUAAGCAAACUUAAUAUGUUGCAAAUUCAUUAUAAAUGUUUGGAUAUUAGACGUGGAUUAGAUCUUAUUAAGUAAAUAAUUGACAGCUAGAUUCGUUGCGAAGAACAUUAGGUAAAUAAGUGCCAGGACACUUUUGACUACAAGCAAUAUGGAGUGAUUUGACUGUUGAACAGGACUUUAUUAUCAUUCAAGAACUUUAUCCCUUUUAUUGUGGCUCUUGCACUACCAAUACCUGUUGUUUGUUUUAAAUCUUUGCAUCACUAUUGAAAUAGAUAUGAAACAGGCUGCAUUUUAACAUUUCCACAACACAGACAUGUGCCACCAGACCAGUCUACCAGCCCUAUAUGGCGUCCCACCUGAAGCUUGAUCAUCUCCUUUUUUCUCGGUCUGCCUGCGAUGGCAAAAAUAGGGAGAUUGUCAAGCACCUGGAAGGCCUUGGUGAGUCCCAAGUUGUGCAGGCCUGCUGUAAGACCAUAAUAAUCAAACCACUUUAUCUGGAAUAAUUCCAUGGUCCCCAAUGGGCCUACCUAGUUGUAAAUUACUUUCCAUUUGGGUCUUCAAUAAUUUGGAUCAGAAGAUGAUGUUCUUCUCUGUUCUAACUGAAGAAAUGACAUUAAAGGACAUAUAGCAUGUUCACCAUCCAGCAGUAAACAGGUGUGUUUAUAUAUUUAUCAUAUAAAGGUGGAUUCAAGUAGCAAUAAGUAUCUGGAUUUGCACUAAGUCCACAAAAAUGUUAAGGACACCCACAACUAAGGUCAACCUUGUUAUGAACUGACCAGAAUAAUAAGACCAUACUUUUUCGCCUUAAUGUGGAAAUUGCUGGUAUUUUUGAUCAUAGAGACAGAUCAUUAAUAUUACUUAACAUGUUUUUUAUUUAAUUUAUUUUUUGUAUUUUUAAAGAAAGGAUUAAAAAUAAGCAAGAAAAAAUGUUAUGAAUUUAUGGCAGUUGAUACAAUAAACUGUAAUCAAUUUAUUCAAAUAACCCAUAGUGGUGUGUAUAUACCUAUUGAAUUUUUGUAGAUAUGGAAAUAUCAUAGACAUCAUCUUGCAAAUGAAUGCUCUGAUACAUGGUAGCAGGCUAUAGAGUCUUUUCUCGUAGUGUCUAACAGAGGUAAAACAAAAGUUUAAUUGGUUGCUUCUGUAAAACAAAAUCCCAUUUCUGCAUUUAUACCAGAAUUAACUUCCACAGUUCACUUCUUACGGUAUGUGUUCACUUGAACUUUAUUUCCCAGUACUGGCUGGGAAUGGAAGCUAGCAAACCCUAGUUUUCCUUAUGCAAUAAUCCCCAAAAUAGGAUUGAAAGAUACACUGCCCACUCCCCUUGUCCUGCUGAUGUGGUGAGCAUUUCUUGGAGGCUUAAGCACCUAUAAUAGCAGUGUGAGAUGUGCUCAGGUGAGUCCUGGAACUUAACUCCCUUAAUUAACACAAAGACAUUCUCCUCUGCUUGAUAUUUGGGUGUUGAUCUCAGGAGGUCAAAGAAGUUUUGCUUCUUGAGGAGGGCACUGUGGGGUGCCAAUGGUGGCUGGAUGGGCAGCAUUUGCUGGCCCCUGCAUCCCUCCUCACACCCAUGCCUGAAGCAACCACCUCACCCUGCCUCAUGGAAGGGCCACCCUGGUUGACCUCCAAAACAUCAGUGGUGGAUCCCUGUCCACCAGUUCUCUGGCCUCAUCAACCUGUUCACUGGAGAUGGUUGCUUAUUCCAGUCAAGUCUUAUUUCUUCUAGCAAGCAAAUAGCUAAAGCUUCUUCUUAUACUGUUGUACUUGGAUGCCUGGAGAGUGCACUAUGCUGGGUGGGGGUAAUGUGGGAAAGCGCUUUUUUUGCUGCUAUUCCUAUGCUUUGGACAUAUAGGAGCCUUCAUAUAUUCUAGUGCUGUUGAUCUGACACCUCUCUAAAACUCAUACAAAGAGCAGUCUCAACAAAUUGGUGUCAUUCCCUUGAUACUCUGUAACUGUGUGUAAAUAUGUACGGAAAUAUGUACUUUGUAUAAAUAUAUUGUUAUAGAAUUUUGAAAA